Messenger RNA from Daldinia vernicosa, 2034 nucleotides. RefSeq names its product Formyltetrahydrofolate deformylase. Lineage: Eukaryota; Fungi; Ascomycota; Sordariomycetes; Xylariales; Hypoxylaceae. Gene Ontology annotation, molecular function: formyltetrahydrofolate deformylase activity. Gene Ontology annotation, biological process: 'de novo' IMP biosynthetic process. The transcript has a single exon. Bases 497 to 1351 code for a protein of 284 amino acids. The record is from RefSeq and is a predicted model, not a curated record.
GUUGAGACUGAUUAUUUCGAGACCAAUAAGCGAUCACUGUCUUUUCUCUAUUAUCUCACGCAGUAUAUGUGCCCGCAUUUCAUUUCCUUUCUAUUGUACAAUGCUUAGCUGACAUCAGAGCCGCCGAAUAUUGUCGAAUACUAUAUAAGACAAGAAGAUCAUCUCGCUUACCUACAUUACAAGACUAUAUCAGCGAAUCAUAAACUAAGCAAGACUAUAACAUGACCCUAAGGAUUUUAUCCAAGAUGACCAAGACGGCGCGCGACUUAAUAAUAUACGUAAGAUAGACCGUAAUUCAAUGUGGCCUCUUUUUAUCGCAUAUUUAGGAUAUUUAGUCUAGUUAGAUGCAAAAACGCUAUGCAUUUAUACCGAGCCCGAUCUCCAGCCGAGACUACUAAAGCGUCACUACGUCCGGUGUGUGGGAGAAUUAGUCAUGCCAUUGGCAACAUACUAAAAAUUUGAUGUGAAAUCUGUCUUCACGGGAAUCGAGAAAAUAAUGGCUUCAAACGAUGAUCAUAUCCUCACGCUGUCCUGCCCGGACAAGCCUGGUAUCGUCCACGCCGUCACUGGGCUCUUGGCAAAUCAUGGUCUCAAUAUCCUAGACUUGCAACAAUUCUCAGACCGGACGUCUCAGAAGUUUUUCAUGAGGGUCCGUUUUGGUCAUGCCGAGUCCACGGCUAACUUAGAUGAGCCUAUGGCUAAGCUCGCGGCGGAAAUGGAGAUGGACCAGUACGACUUACGAUCGGCGAGCCAGAAGCCCAGAGUCUUGAUUAUGGUAUCUAAGAUCGGACACUGCCUGAACGACCUAUUGUUCAGGGCCAAGUCAAACCAGCUAGGCAUUGAGAUCCCCUUAAUAGUGUCCAACCACCCGGACUUCAAGCCCCUAGCCGAGAGCUACGGAAUCGCAUUCCACCAUCUCCCGGUAACCAAGGAAACGAAGCUUGAGCAAGAACGCCAGAUCCUGGACCUGAUCAAGCAAGAAAACAUCGACCUAGUGGUGUUAGCACGGUACAUGCAGGUGCUGAGCCCGGGGUUGUGCUCGGCGAUGAGCGGGAAGAUCAUCAACAUCCACCACAGCUUCCUGCCGUCGUUCAAGGGGGCGAAGCCGUACCACCAGGCCUACGAGCGCGGCGUCAAGAUCAUCGGCGCCACGGCGCACUUCGUCACGGCGGACCUGGACGAGGGCCCGAUCAUCGAGCAGAGGGUCGCGCGCGUCGACCACAGCAUGAGCCCCAAGGAAUUGGUCGAGGAGGGAAGCAAUGUCGAAAGCCAGGUCCUGGCUGCGGCCGUCAAGUGGUGGAGCGAGAAGCGCGUGUUUUUGAACGGGCAUAAGACUGUUGUCUUCAACUAGCGAUGAGUUUUACGGAAUGAUAAAAAAUGUUGUUACCUCUGCAUAUAUGAUCUCGCAUCCCGGAUUUCAAACAUUCCAUGUAUAUACAUACCUAUGUAACCUAGUAGCGUGUGUCCGGAGUCGAGUAUCGGACCAAUAUCGGCGUCCUCGCUUUCUUAGUGUUGGAAGUUAAUGUGAAGCGUUUCGUUCCACAUUUGUUAGGCGGUGGGAGUAUUUGAAGUAUCGAGUAAUGAAUUCUAGGCUCAUUGAUCAGGGACAAGGACAAAGAGAUAAGGUUUUGGGUCAGGUCCCUGGAUUCUGGUAAUAAUAUGUGGGUUGGAUGCGGGACUUAGUGUAGUUGUCGAUUCAUGGCGACAUAGCAUGUGACCCGGAGAUAAGGAGGCCAACCAACUAGGUAACCUCUGUACACUCUUUCUACUAUAGUUUUCUAUUGUUCUUAUUAUCAGGGACGGCCUAUCCUUAGGACUAUCCCUAGGGCCUAUGUAGGUGCGGCUGGCUUUGUGUUUGCUCAGCCUAUUGGUACAUAUAACAUCAUCUAGCCGAGCGAACUAGAUGUCUAGCGCUUAUACGAAGGGUUGCUGGUGGCGAAUAGAACAAGUGUUAGAGGCGGCCGAGAAUGUCGGUUGAUCCUAUUAAAGAAAGGCUAUAAGCAUCGCCAUCUGUAGAUCUUCCCAAAGGAAUCU